Molecule: messenger RNA, 1224 nt
Organism: Daphnia carinata
Lineage: Eukaryota; Metazoa; Arthropoda; Branchiopoda; Diplostraca; Daphniidae
Product: mitotic checkpoint protein BUB3-like
Exons: 9
Coding region: 127-1107 (326 amino acids)
Biological process (GO): mitotic spindle assembly checkpoint signaling
Cellular component (GO): bub1-bub3 complex; mitotic checkpoint complex; kinetochore
Molecular function (GO): ubiquitin binding
Source: RefSeq, a predicted model, not a curated record
UCACUACACAAUAUGAAAGAUUUAGCGGGACCUUAAGGCAAUUCAAGUAACCAUCCUCUGAACAGCAACGAGAAGUCAACGAAUGUGUUUAGAUUUGCCAAUCUGUAGCCAAUUUUCUUUGUAAAAAUGGCAGAAUCAUCAGAAAUCAAACUGAAGUCUACACCUGGAGACGGGAUUUCUGCGGUUCGUUUUUGCCCUAACUCGACGCCGUACCUUAUAGUGUCUUCAUGGGAUGGUUCUGUAAGGCUGUAUGACUGCUUUGCUAAUAGCCAAAGAUUACGGUACAAUCACGAACGUGCUGUCUUGGAUGCAUGCUUUCAGGACUCAACACAUUCUCUUAGUGGUGGGCUAGAUGGUAUUUUGAAAAUAUGUGACCUUACCAACAACUCAGAGAGUGUUUUGGGUACCCAUCAAGAUGCAAUCAGAUGUGUUGAGUAUUCAUCAACUGUUAACCAAGUAUUUAGUGGCAGCUGGGAUGCUUCUAUCAAAUUGUGGGAUUUUCGAUCAAAAUCAUGUGUUGGAACUCACAUUCAAGGAGACAGUGUCUACACCAUGGCACUGAAUGAAGAAAAAUUAGUUGUUGGUACUGCUGGAAGACGUACUUUAGUGUGGGAUCUCAGAAAUAUGAGCACCCCUAUCCAAAAGCGGGAAUCUAGCUUAAAGUACCAGACAAGGUGUAUCAAAUGCUUUCCUAGUAGACAAGGAUUUGUACUAAGUAGUAUCGAAGGUCGUGUUGCUGUUGAAUACUUUGACCCCAGUCCAGAAGUUCAAAAGAAGAAAUAUGCUUUUAAGUGCCAUCGUAUCAAAGAAGGUGACAUUGAAUGUUGUUACUCAGUCAAUUCAAUCAGUUUUCAUUGUGGCUUUAACACUUUUGCAACUGGAGGAUCUGAUGGCCAUGUUAACAUAUGGGAUGGUUUUAAUAAAAAGAGACUAUGCCAAUAUCGCCGUUACCCAACUUCCAUAUCUUCCCUUUCAUUCAGCUUCGAUGGUUCCCUUUUAGCUAUAGCUAGCUCAUACAUGUAUGAACAAGGGGAACCACAGACAGGGAUCCCAGAAGAUGCCAUUUAUAUACGCAAGGUUCAAGAGCAUGAAGUUAAACCGAAAUAGACGUAUUUCCUUGGCUUCCAUGACAUCAUUAUUUUGUAAUUUUUUUCUGAAUUCAGUUUCGUGAUGCUGUUAGAUGUAAUGGUCAAUCAUUUUGACAAAUACAAGGCCAACGAAUUA